AUGCACGCCGAAGUAAACAUGCCGAAACGGCCACAGGCGCGUAAGAGUGCGAAGGGCAAGAGAGAAUGGGCCGGAAGUGGCGUGGCUGGCGGCAUGUUGCCGAGAGGAAAAGCAACAAUUGUCAAUUGUUUGCUUCAUUUUCUGGUGAACUGUUUGCCAAUUUUGUGGCCAAAGAUGGACAACCUGAAACCGGUCACGGUUGGGAUGAGGCUCGGGCUGUUGGGUGGAGGUGGAGGCGAGUCAAAGUAUGAGGAAAGUGGACGGAAAACGCUAAAAACGCUACCGUUCUGCUUGACUGACAGUGAUUUUGUCUUGUGGAAACGAGGCUGUGCUACGUGA
Protopolystoma xenopodis is the source of this 339-nucleotide messenger RNA. The record is from the annotation of a GenBank genome assembly. NCBI's taxonomy places the organism in Eukaryota, Metazoa, Platyhelminthes, Monogenea, Polystomatidea, Polystomatidae.